Nilaparvata lugens (brown planthopper) is the source of this 4259-nucleotide messenger RNA. RefSeq names its product DNA polymerase eta (gene DNApol-eta). Gene Ontology annotation, molecular function: DNA-directed DNA polymerase activity; damaged DNA binding. Gene Ontology annotation, cellular component: replication fork; nucleus; site of double-strand break. The record is from RefSeq and is a predicted model, not a curated record. The transcript has 9 exons. NCBI's taxonomy places the organism in Eukaryota, Metazoa, Arthropoda, Insecta, Hemiptera, Delphacidae. Gene Ontology annotation, biological process: error-prone translesion synthesis; response to radiation. The coding region runs from base 326 to 2839 and encodes 837 amino acids.
GAAAACUAUUGUUGAGCUACGGUUCUUUCAAAUGGAUGGGUGGUUUUUCAAGUAAAUAAAUAGAAAGAUGAUAAUAUAGUUAUCUGUAUAUAUUAUAUUUUAUUGGUGUUUCUGCAAAGAUUGUAAAGUUUGUUGUGCUUGUGCUGGCUGCACUUGAUAGUUUAAAACCGAUCCUCCUUGUUUAAAACUAAUAUUUAACCUAUGAAAAUUUCAAUUUCACGUUAGAAAAUUUGUGAAUAAUUGGAUAUAUUAAUAAGUAUUUACUAACUUGAUUAGAAUUAAUACAUAUUUUCAUGUUUACGUGGUUAUAAUAUUGGUCUUAACCAUGAGUGACCGAGUGAUUGCCUUAAUCGACAUGGACUGUUUCUACUGUCAAGUUGAAGUUAGACUGAAUUCUUCAUUAAAAGAUAAACCUUUGGCAGUCGUUCAAUAUAACACUUGGAAAGGAGGAGGGAUAAUUGCUGUCAACUACGAAGCUCGGGAUAGAGGAGUCACUCGUCACAUGAGAGGAGAUGAAGCGAAAAGCCAUUGUCCUGAAAUUGAGUUGGUUCACGUUCCUUCAGUGCGAGGGAAAGCAGAUUUAACAAAGUAUCGUGAUGCUGGGCGUGAAGUAGCAGCAGUCCUGUGUGAAAAUUGCAAAUGUGUUGAACGUGCAAGCAUUGAUGAAGCUUACCUCGAUUUAACUGAGGAAGUAAAUCAACUUCUUCUCAAGGAAGAGUUUGUUUCUGAAUCACAACUCGCAAAUACAUUCAUAGUCGGUUAUUCUCAACAAAACAAUAAUGACGAAGGUGAAAGAUCAGAAGGCUUGAAUAGAUGGUUGUAUGAUCUUAGAAAUAAAAAAUUGGACGACUUGGCUUCCAAAAAAUUGGCUUUUGGAGCUUGUAUUGUUGAAGAAAUAAGAGCUUCUGUUUAUCGAAAAACUGGGUUUCGAUGUUCAGCUGGUAUCGCUCAUAAUAAGAUUAUGGCCAAGCUGGUUUGUGGCUUACAUAAACCGAAUCGGCAGACAGUACUGCCUUGUUCAGGCGUCGCCGAACUAUUUAGCAAUCUGCCGGUUCAGAAGGUUCGCAAUCUAGGAGGCAAGUUUGGCUCUACUGUCAUCGAUACCCUCAAUUGUAAAGUGAUGGCAGACCUUGCAAGGUUUUCGGAAGAGGAAUUGCAAUCCCAUUUCGAUGCAAAAAGAGGGACGUGGCUUUAUAAUAUUGCAAGAGGUAUUGAUUCAGAACCAGUGACAUCGAAGCUUAUGUCGAAGAGUAUCGGCUGUUGCAAGAAGUUUCCGGGCCGGAGUAGCCUGUGCACCAGGCAGGAUGUCAUGCAUUGGCUCAGCGAACUCUCAACUGAGAUUGCUGAAAGACUCGACGAGGAUUACAGUCUAUAUAAGAGGAGAGCGCACUCAUUAACAGCAUCUGUGCAGCAAACAAUCAAUAUGAAAAAAGUGAAAGUUUCAAAAUGCAGUCAAAUUUCAGCCUAUGAUGCGGAAAGUAUAAUGCAGGUUGCAUUAGCGGCUAUCAAGAAAACCAACAAUGCAUCUCCCACUUCGAAUACAUGGCAGCCCCCACUCGAGUUUCUUGGAUUAACAGUUGGAAAGUUUGUGGAAGGGACAUCAUCUUCAAACAGAACUAUAGAAUUUUUCCCCAAGACGUCUACAACUGGAACUGGAAAAAGCGUACCUUCUACCACAGCUCAAACAGCAACACAGCUAGACACUGAAUCUGGAGGAUUCUGUCAUGUGGAAAAUUUACGCUCCUCAGAUGUAAGCUUCAAGGAUAAUCUAGGUAAUGGUCAUAAAAAUUCCAAAAAUAGUUCUGAGAAUAAAUUUAGUUUAUUCUUCAAGAAGGUUGAUAAAACUAAAGGAAGUGAAAUUACAAAUGAAGAAAUUAAUUCAAAAGAAAACUUUCAUACGUCAUUAAAAGAAAACGGCGAAGGUUCAAACUUAGAUAGUAUUGUUGCUUUAGAAAACUCCAAUAAAGUAGAACAGGCUGAUAACAAAGUUUUAUCAACUAAAAAUGAAACUGAUUCGGACUGUGAUAUGUUUGAUUAUACAGAAACUUCGAUUACUAAUGAUUUACCAGAAAAGUCACUGAAGAGAGGAUAUACAGCAGAAAAAAAUUCAAAUAAUAAAACAACUGUGAUAAAAUGUGGUGAUAUAAUUCUAGUUUCAUCUGAAUCUGAAGAGUGUCUUGUUAGUACAGAGAAUGGUGAUGUACCGAUAAAAGACGAAGAAAUAAGUUGGAUAAGUCCUGGAGAAGUGUUUCCCGAUAUCAAUAAUUUAGAUGAUACCAUUGUUCAACUAAUGCCUUCACCGUUUCGUAGAAAACUUGAAUCUUAUAGAUUAGAGAUGAGUAAUCCAGAGCCAUCAAAUUCUCUAGUAGUUAAUAAUAUGCAUGAAAGUCUGGGUGUUGAGAAAAUAAAAUCAAGCACUCAUGUUGUGAAUGUUGAUGAGAAUGGGUCCGACUCAUAUCAAGGAACGGAGAUAUCUCCCGAUCUUUUCUCAGAUAAAGAUAUUGAUUCUUGCGACUCUCACCUGGCAGUCCGAAGUGGAAAUUCUGAUUUCACAAAAAAUACUAUUGGAAUUCGAGAUUCAGAAACUGAAAUCAGUGUGGAAUGUCCCCAUUGCGGAGAAUCUGUUCGACUGUCCGAAUUUCCUGACCACUUGGAUCAUCAUGUAGCCUUAGAUCUUCACAAAUCUCUAAAUAGUACUGAAGCGAUUAUGGUGUCAAAGAAAAGAAUAUUGAACUCUACUGAAACUGAACCUCUAAAAAAUAAGAGAGGAAGACCAUCAGGUAGAGAAAAAUCAACAGAACCAUCAAAUAGUAUACUGAAUUUCUUUUCAAAAAAGUAAGUUUCAUUCAACUCGUUCCAGGGUACAGAAUUACAUUUUUUUUCAUCGUAUAACAAGGUUAGAAAUGUUCGAACUAGGUUUUAAAUUUUACAACACAAUUUUAUAAAUACUGUGAUAGUAGGAGGUAUUUAUAUAACCAAUACCCACACCUGACUUCAUUGUAACGGGUGGAGGUAUUAAUAACACUACUCCACACCUGACGCCAUUGUAAUGGGGUGGGAGGCCAGGGACUUUGUUAGCUCCAAAUUUCAUAAGGAAGGAAAUAUAUAAUAACUGCUUUAAAAAUCUCAACUCAACUGUUUAAAUUAUUUGAAUCCACGGUUGGGAGAUUCGUUCAUGCAAAUGCCAAGAUCUUCACUAUUGUUUAACAACACCUGUUUUAGAAACAAGUAACUUAUCACGAGCCAGGAACGUAAAAUAAAAGAUUUUGUAGAAAUGCUACUGAUAUUAAUUUAUUAGUUGAAUUAUACAAUUAUCGGUCAUCUUUGAAAUUCUGUUACAUCGAAUUAUAAUAUUCACUGUAAUCAAUCCGGUUAUUUAUUCAAUUACUUGUUUCAAUAUUACAACAUUAAAAAAAUUAAUUUCAAAUAAUAUUUCUCAAAUUACUACUUUAUCGCAAUUAUUCAUAAUAAUUGAUAUUUAGUCAAGAAUUUGCUAACUCACUCUACAAUAAAUUUAGGGCCUCGGUCAAUUUAUGUGGUCAAUCUAUUUGAGCAUAAUAAAAUAAUUUUGGCACUCACCAUGGAAUCGAAAGUUUAACAAAUACAUCGGCACUCAAUAUCACUCACGCUUACAUUUCAACUACGGUACUAUAUUUCAGACUACAUGCUUUUAUUUAUACAAAAUAAAAAUGAUAAGGAGAUUUUUCAUCUAAUUAGGCCGAAGCCUAAAUUAGAGACCGAGACUUGUUCUGCGACUACAUCAGUUCUUCUCGCGGUGACGACUCGAUUAGAACUGCCACUCUUCCACUCAAAUUUUCCGAUUUGCAAGAAAACACGUGGAGCGCCCGGCCUAAUAAUUUCAGGUUAAAACGUCGUGGGGUCACAUUUCUAAAUACGUUUGCAUUAAUUUCAUUACGAAAUUCAAGCCAGUACUAUGGAAAUGCUAGAAGACUACAAUAAUUUGGAUGGAUAAGAAGCAAGUUGGCAAAUCUUUUAUGGCAACACAAAAUUUAGGUGCUUACUUUGUGCAUGAAUAAAUUAUUCAAUUAUCAAGAACAAGGUUCACGUGAGUUCAUAUUGGAAAAAUUUAGUCCAAUUUUGAUCAGUUCAUCAACCUGAAAGAAAGGCACAAAAAACUACAAUACAAACCUCUCAAUAUUCCCAUAUUACAAUACAAUAAUAAUUAUUCAUUUUUUACUUUCCUUGCCCUAUUACCAUAGGUAAGGAAAGUAUUGCUUUCCAAAAAAAAUUAAGGUACC